This is a messenger RNA of Anguilla anguilla (European eel), 1247 nucleotides long. Its product is annotated as homeobox protein aristaless-like 4. The record is from RefSeq and is a predicted model, not a curated record. Gene Ontology annotation, molecular function: RNA polymerase II transcription regulatory region sequence-specific DNA binding; DNA-binding transcription activator activity, RNA polymerase II-specific. The transcript has 4 exons. NCBI's taxonomy places the organism in Eukaryota, Metazoa, Chordata, Actinopteri, Anguilliformes, Anguillidae. The coding region runs from base 119 to 1225 and encodes 368 amino acids. Gene Ontology annotation, biological process: regulation of transcription by RNA polymerase II.
UGAGUGUGGAAGAGGGAGAUGAGAGGAGGGUGAGCGCGUCUGUUUUCCUCACUCUGCAAAAAAGGAAGAGAAGACAGAAAAAAGUUUGGACGUCUUUUUCUCCCUACUUUUUCUAGGAAUGAACGCUGAGACGUGCAUUUCAUACUGCGACAUGACAUCCAUGGAUACAUAUUAUAACCCGUCUGCACCGCAAGGUAGGGACCACCAAGCAAACCCCUUUAGGACAUUCCAAGCGAGUGACACCAAGUACGGCCCUACUUUCCUCACCAACAAAGGUCAGGCAUAUGGGGAAAAGUCGCGGAGCCCGUUCCAACAGGAAUGCCAGUCAUUGGAUGCCACUUCUGGGGAAGGCACCUUUAACAAAUACCACCUCUUCAUGCAGAGAUCCUCUUGCAAAACUCCCCCCGAAGGAAGCAAACUCCACCAAGAAAGCGAGCACAACGGAGCGCUCAUCUCUUGUUAUGCCAAAGACGGUGCCGGGCUGACAGACUCCGAGUUGCCCCAGAACACCGACCCAGCUGGGAUGGAUGGCACCUACCUCAAUGUGAAGGAGGCCGGGGGGAUGAAGAGUCCCCAGGAUCAACCGGGCUCCGAGCUGGCCAGCCCCCUGGACAAGGGCGAGGGCGAGAGCAACAAGGGGAAGAAGAGGCGCAACCGCACCACCUUCACCAGCUACCAGCUGGAGGAGCUGGAGAAGGUGUUCCAGAAGACGCACUACCCGGACGUGUACGCCCGCGAGCAGCUAGCCCUGCGCACCGACCUGACCGAGGCCCGCGUGCAGGUGUGGUUCCAGAACCGACGGGCCAAGUGGAGGAAGAGGGAGCGGUUUGGUCAGAUGCAGCAGGUCCGCACGCACUUCUCUACAGCCUACGAGCUUCCUCUCCUUACCCGCGCUGAGAACUAUGCACAGAUCCAGAGUCCUUCUUGGAUAGGGGGCAGCAGCGCUGCAUCUCCCGUGCCAGGCUGCGUGAUGCCAUGCGACACCGUCACCCCCUGUAUGACCCCCCACCCGCACGCCGGCGGGGUGUCCGACUUCCUGGGCGUACAGAGUCCCGGGGGCCACAUGGGACAGACGCACAUGGGUGGCCUGUUCGGCAGUCCGGGGAUGGGCGGCGGCAUCAACGGCUACGACCUCAACAUGGACCCCGACCGCAAGUCGUCCAGCAUCGCUGCGCUUCGCAUGAAGGCCAAGGAGCACAGCGCCGCCAUCUCCUGGGCAACAUGAUCCCCUGUACGGCCUGCAGGGG